Molecule: messenger RNA, 1629 nt
Organism: Knipowitschia caucasica
Lineage: Eukaryota; Metazoa; Chordata; Actinopteri; Gobiiformes; Gobiidae
Source: the annotation of a GenBank genome assembly
AUGGACCAUGGGGCAGUGGACUGGACUGGGCUCCUGCUGCGGGAUACAGGGGGUUGGUUGUGUGUUGUUGGUUGGGUGUUGGGGUUUUGGUGGGGUGGUUUUGGUGGGUGUUGUGUGUUUUGUGGGGUGGUGUUUUUGGGGGGUUGUGGGGGUUUUGGGGUUGUGGUUGUGGGGUGUGUGGGGGUGUUUGUGGUUUGGGGGGGGUUGGGGGUGGGUGGUUGGGAGGUUUUUUGUGGGUUUGGUGUUUGUGGGGGGUUGGGUUGGUGGGUGUGUUGGGUGGGUGGGUUUGUGGGGUGUGUUUGUGGGUUUUGUUUGGUUGUUGGGGUUGUGUGGGGGUUGUUUGUUGUGUGGUUGGGGGUUGAGUUUGUUUGGUGUUUUGUGUUGUUUUGGUGGUUUGGGGGUUUGUGGUUUGGGGUUGUAUUAGGAGGUGUUUUGGUGGUGUGGUUUUGGUUGUGGUUGUGUUGGGGUUUUUGGGUGUAUUUGGGAAGUUUUUGGGUGUUGUUGGUGAUGGUGGUUUGGUUGGGGUUUUUGGUGGGGUUGGUUGUUGAGUGUUGUUGUGUGUUUUUUGGGUUGUGGUGUUGUGUUAGGGGGUUUUGUUGGUGUGUUUUUGUGGGUUUGGUUGUGGUGGGUGGUUGGUGGGUUGGUGUUUUGGUUGUUGGUUUUGGGUUUUGGUUUUUUUUAUGUGGGGUGUGGGUUGUUGGGUGGGGUGGGGUUUGGUGUUGGGUGUGGGUGGUAGGUGGUUGUAGUUGUUGGGGGGUGGUGUUGGUUGUGGUUGUUGUUUUGUUUGUUGGUUUGGGGGGUGUUUUGAGGGUUUUUUGUGGUGGGGGUGUGUGGUUUGUUUGUGUUGUUUUGGGUUUGGGUUUUGGGGUGGGUUUUGGGGUUUUUGUUUUAUUGUUGGUUGUUGGUUUUUUGGGGGGGGGUGGUGGGGUGGUGUGGUUGGGGGAUGUGGUUUGUGGGGGUUUUUUGAUUGGGGGGUUGGUUGGUUUUUUUGGUGUGUUGUGGGUUUGUUUGGGUGGUUUGGGAUGGUUUUGUUGGUGUGUGGGUUGUAGGUUUGUUUUGUGUUGUUGGGGGUUUUGGGUUUGUGGAUUUGUGGUUGUGGAUAUGGGUUUUGAGUUUGAUUGGGGGUGUGUGUUUUUUAUGGAGAGUUUUGUUUGGUUUGUGGUUAUAGUAUUGAAGGAGUGGGAUGGUUUUGGGUUUGUGUUUGUUGGUUGGGGGGUGGUUGUUUGUUUUUUUGUGGGGGUGAGUUUUUGUUUUGGGGUUGUGGUUUGGUUUGGGUGGGGGGGGUGGGGUUGUGUUUGGUUGGUGUUUGUGGAUUUGUGUGUGGGUGUUUGUGUUUUUGGUUUUGUGGUGUUGUGGGUUUUGGUGUGUUGGGUUGGUGUUGUGUUUUUGUUGUGGUGUGGUUUGUUGGUGUGUGGGUGUGGUGGUGGUGUUGUGUGGGUGAUGGUGUUGAGGGUGUGUUGGGUGGUGAUUUGGGGUGUGUGGUGGUGGUUGGGGUGUUGUUGUGUGUUGGGGGUUGGGUUUGUGUGUGUGGUUUUGGUUGGUUAUGUAAUUGAUUUUGUGUGUUGGGGUUUGGUUGGGGUUGUUGGGGUUGAUGAUAUUGGUGGUGGGGGGGGGUUUGGUUGGUUGUGA